This is a messenger RNA of Aedes aegypti (yellow fever mosquito), 929 nucleotides long. Its product is annotated as protein lethal(2)essential for life. The transcript has a single exon. Gene Ontology annotation, biological process: response to heat; protein refolding. Bases 248 to 832 code for a protein of 194 amino acids. The record is from RefSeq and is a predicted model, not a curated record. Gene Ontology annotation, molecular function: protein folding chaperone. NCBI's taxonomy places the organism in Eukaryota, Metazoa, Arthropoda, Insecta, Diptera, Culicidae.
CAUGGAGCUUGUGCGAACAUUCGAGCAAAAUCUAGAGAUGGAUCAUCGAAUGAACUGGAGCUGCUCACAAAUAUAUAAAAUAGCGUUGGCACUCACAGCUCGACAUCAGUUUCAUUCAAAAUUGCAAGCAAACGCAUCGUGAAGAGCGCUAAACACCAACCUACCAACAAGCGAUUCAGUGAAAGUGGAAGUAUAAAGUUCUAUCAAUAAGAUUAUUCAGCAGCUAGAUAUUGUAACUGGAAGAAAGAUGGCUCUUGUACCUAUUUUGCUACGAGAUCUGCUAAAUGGCUAUUUGGAAGAUAAGCCAGCUCGACUUCUGAACAAACGACCCAUUGGAAAUGGCCUCUACCCGGAAGAUAUUCUGCUCGCAUUGGAGGACACAUUCCCGAGACGAUGCAGACGGAAGCGAUGUUGGCGCAAAUCAGAUUGUGCCGAAGAGGACCAGGAUGAGAUCGUUUGCAAGAAAUCAGCUGACGAAUUUCAAGUUAACGUCAACGUCGAGGACUUCAAGCCCGAUGAAAUCUCAGUGAAAGCAACUGAUAAAUUUGUCACCGUUGAAGGCAAACAUGAAGAGAAAGACGACAAGAAUGGUUACGUUUUGAGGCACUUUGUUCGACGAUAUCAACUGCCAGAAGGACACGAUAACGAGAAAAUUGCGUCGACGUUGUCGUCAGAUGGAGUUCUUACUAUCAGUGCGCCGAAAUUGGCUCUCCCUGGCCCGCAAACGGAACGAUCUAUUCCAGUGGAGAAAGUCUCUAAGCCAGAGCAGUUAUCGGAUAAACAGGAAAACCAAAGCGACCAAAACAUUACUUUAGAAGAUCUAGAUGAAUAGUGUUAGAGUCAGAUAAUUAGACUUAGAAUUGUAGCUAAAUUUGUGUGGUAUGUCUUUUCUAUGUAAAAAUAUAAAUUAUUGAUUCAAAUCAAAAUAA